UGUCAGCUCACUGACUGACAGAACCAGGACCGUCACUUAUGUGGGGCACACAAGCAAGCAAGCUGUUAAUCUAUUAUUUGAUAUUCUGUGCUGUUAAUUGUGCAAAUAAGCUAGUGAAAACACAUAAUAUCAAUGAGCAGACAUUAAAUUUAUAUAUUUUCGACCAAUGAGUGUCCUUGUUAAUACUGAACUGAAGGUUUCCAGAAAGUAGAUUUUCGAAGAGUUGUGAAUUGAACAUUUCUCUUACUAUACAUCCUUCUUUGUUGAUAAAUGAGAAAUUAGAUAUGGGUGAACGUAAUGUUAACAUAAAAGAAGAUGUACCUAUCACAUAUAAUGUCGUUAAGUUAGAAGAGGAAUCGGGUAUUACAGACGUUCCCGAGCAAGUAAUAGAUGAGGAAGAAUUUAUGAUCGGGAAUGAAGAAAGUAACCCAAUUCUCAUAAUCUCAAAACGUAAUUCAAAUAAAUCGUCAUCCACUGCUUCUGCCGAAGAAUUCCCUCAAUUAUUCAAGGCAUUGAUUAAUAAAUCCGAAACUCUAAACUUUGAACAGUGGAAAUCUGAAAAAUUUCACAUGGUUGAUAAUCCUACAGGUGAUGAUAUUGAAGAUCACAUACCAGAAGAUUAUGCUUCCAGUUUGAAGGAUCAUGUGGAAGGGCAUUCAAAACCUCCCCAUUUCAGUAUCAAAAAUUACAAGUGUGCCUAUUGCGAUUAUGUUACAAAUCAAGAAGAAAUGUUUCAACAUCAUGUGGACAGUUUUCAUUUGAAUAUCAAGAAACAUAAGUGUGAAUUAUGUGAAUAUUCGGCUUUUGUGAAAACCAACCUUGAUUUACAUGUAAAAUCUGUUCAUCUGGAUAUCGAGGAAUGCAAGUGUCAUCUAUGUGAAUAUAACGCAAGUUCCAAAACGCACCUUCAAAAUCAUAUCGAGUCUGUUCAUUUAAACAUCAAGAAAUAUAAGUGCGACCUGUGUGCAUAUGCUGCGAAAGAUAAAAAAGAUCUUGAAACGCAUGAAGAAUCUGUUCACUUAUGUGAAGAUGUCGCAAGUGGAGAAAGUAGUCUUCAAGGGCGUAUCAAAUCUUCUCAUUCGAAUAUUGAGAAAAGUGACCGGCUUAAGUGUCACAUAUGUGAUUAUGUUGCUACUCAGAAAGGAUCCCUCAACAUACACAUAAAAUCGGUUCAUUUGAAAAUCAAGGAUCAGAAGUGUCAUCUUUGCGAGUUUGUUACUAGUAGAAAAAUUAAACUUCAGAGCCACAUCGAUUCGGUUCAUUUGAAAAUUAAGGAACACAAGUGUCAUUUAUGCGAAUAUUCCGCUAGUGAAAAAACUACCCUCAAACAACAUGUGACAUCUAUUCAUUUGAAGCUUAAAGAUCACAAGUGUCACCUAUGUGAGUAUGUUACCAGUAGAAAAUUUAAACUUCAGAGUCAUGUCGACUCCGUUCAUUUCAAUAUCAGGAGACACAAGUGUGACUUGUGUGAUUAUGCCACGUGUGAAAAAAGUACCCUUAAGGCACACGUGAAAUCUGUUCAUUCGAAAAUUAAAGAACACCGGUGUCAUCUAUGUCAUUAUGAUACAAACGUUAAAAGUCUUCUUCAGAGCCAUAUCGAAAUUGUCCAUUUGAAUAUCAAAAAACACAAGUGUCAUAUAUGUGAGUACGCUGCUAGUAAUAAGUGUAUUAUACAACAGCAUGUGAAAACUGUUCAUUUAAAAAUAAGGGAAUUUAAGUGUAAUUUAUGUGAAUACGCUGCUAGUAAUAACAGUAUUAUCCAACACCAUAUAAAAACCGUUCAUUUGAAAAUUAAAGAACAUAAGUGUGAUUUUUGCGAAUAUGCUGCUAGUAGUAAGCGUCAUAUCCAAAAACAUAUCAAAUCUGUUCAUUUGAAAAUCAGGGAUAUUAAGUGUCAUUUAUGUGAGUACGUGUCGAGCGAUAAAAGCAACCUUCAGAGGCACAUCGACUGUGUUCAUUUGAAAAUUAGGAAACUCAAGUGUCAAUUCUGUGAUUUCGCUACAAAUGAACCAGUAAGUUUUCAGAGGCACUUAAGAAAUGUUCAUUCAAGUCAAACAGAUCCACUUGCUUAGUUUGCUUCAUGUUAUUGGAUCCAAAUCAUGAUUUAGGCAAAGAAUAUGUACUGAUUUUGUUUUAUGUCAUAAGUAUCUGUUAUUGUGGUUUUUGGUUAUAAUUAAAUUGUUAUGAUUCAGAAAA
Messenger RNA from Coccinella septempunctata (seven-spotted ladybird), 2196 nucleotides. RefSeq names its product zinc finger Y-chromosomal protein 1-like. The transcript has 2 exons. Gene Ontology annotation, cellular component: nucleus. Gene Ontology annotation, biological process: regulation of gene expression. The record is from RefSeq and is a predicted model, not a curated record. Lineage: Eukaryota; Metazoa; Arthropoda; Insecta; Coleoptera; Coccinellidae. Bases 285 to 2072 code for a protein of 595 amino acids.